AUGGGGGAUGCCUCGGAAACAUGGUUGCCAGAUGACGAGGAGUUCCACCUCGAGGAGGGCCCGGAGGGGAGCGCCUCCUGGAUCGCCUUCCUGCGGGACGAUGUCAAAGUCCAAUGCGCCGUUUGGCUGUGCGCAUCUGCGGCGGCGGCAAGGCACGCAGCGGCGCCUUGCUGCAGGGGUUUGCUCGAGCUGGCCUUGGGCAUGUCCUCCAAAAUCCCCAGCGUCUUUGGCUGGGCUGUUGCCAGCUUGCUCUCGCUCGCAUGGCUUCUGCUGGACCUGCAAAUGGUCUUCACGUCAGAGCAGAGAGCGAUGCUGUUCCCUCCCUGGAGCAUCCUCGUGUUUGUGAAGCAGCCGGUGGCUGUCGGGUCAGUUGUGAUUUUCUUGGGCUACGAUGGCCGAAGCUAUGUGCGACGUGUUCAGGCCAUCGAUGAGACUGUCGCUCCCAGCAGGCUUCAGACCGUCGGAGACCUCGCUGGCGCGCCCAGCGACAAGCCCCUCUACAGUGCCGAUGGGAGUGCAGACUGGCUGGAGGCCCAGGCGAUCAAGGGCACGCUCCUUGCAGGACCAUUCCCGAUCUCGAGCGUCCUGUCUGUGGCAUUCGUCCUGACAGUUCUCAGCCCUCCCAUGGCUUUCGCGUUCUUCGUCACCAGCCAGCCCUUGGUAACGCUCUGGUUCCUGUUGCUUGCCAGCAUCGGCAUGAGCUUCCUGUUUGGUGUCAGCUUCAUGCACGAUUCCCUGGGUCUUCACCAGAUAGAGAAUCCCAGCGAGAGCGAUGUGGCAGUCUCUCUGCAUGUGUACUCGCCACCCUUCCAGGAGUGCCGUAUAUUCCCUCCCACUGGUGCGCCGCCAAAGACAGCACCAAUGGUCAGCGUCUUCGUUCCUGAGGGAUUGCAGAAGGCCGCUGAGGAAUCCAAGAGUCUCAGCCUGCAAGACUUCUGCAGCAAGCUCAGUGACCUCCGAGCCGAGGAGGGCGAUGGCAAAACUCAUCUGCAUCCCGUGCUGGAUCUGCUGGUGUCUGCAGAGAUGACGGACAUGGAAUGGGCUUCCUACGCAAGUCCCAUGCACUUCAGCGAGUUUCAACCCGUCCAGCACAUCAUCCACUGUGACGAUGAGUUUUCCGUUGUCAUUUCCUGCUGGAGCCCCGGCCAGAAGAUCCCUCCGCACACUGUGGGGCGAGGGCGUGUGAUGUGGCUGAAAGUCCUUCAUGGGAAUCUCCUCUUUCAGGAGUACUCCCCUGGCCUCUUCCCGUGGGAAAGUGAUGUCGAGCGCCAAACGGAGCUCGGCGAGGGCUCCGCCAGCUUUCUGGAGGAGUGUGGUGUGCGCAUGCACGAUGUCAAGAAUCUCAGCGAGACUGAGCCAGCAGUUUCGAUUCAAGUUUUCUCUCCUCCUCUCACGUCGUUUACUUUUCAUUCGGAGAAGGGCACGGAGAGACGCGACCUUCCCUGGCUCGUUGGGCAGGCAGAUGCCACAAAAGGAUCGGAAGCAUUCUCCAGCUCGCGAGCCGUUCGCACUGCGGGACGAUGGUUCUUGUCCUUCCGGGGGCUGCAGAGCCUUCUGAAUGAAGAGUUCUCUCGCCCGGAAGUCGCGCCAAGUGUCAUCUCGACUCUGCUCUCCAAGGCGGUUUUCAACCCGCAAGAGUGGCGAGAUCGGCUGUCCCUCACUGCUAUGCCAGGCGGGUCAUCCCAAGCAGGCAGUGCCUGGCCAAAGCAUAUCCUAGUCGCGCAGGAGAAGAAGUACAGCAUCAUCCUCUCGUUUUGGGGGAACAGCCCAGAGCGCUCCGUUGCCAUUGAGGGUGGCACCGGCAUGAGCUGGACGCUCGUUCUCGAAGGCGAACUGGAGGAGCGAGCAGUGAACAUAGGUGCGGAAGGGCCGCAAGUCGUUCGAUCCAGUGUGCUCAAGGAGGAAAGCUGCUCAUUUCUGAGCCGGGAAGAGACUUCAGGUGCCGCCGGUGCUGACAUCAUUGAGCACAGCCACUCCUCCGAGACGCCUUGCGUCUCGCUGCACGUCUACCAUCCUCCGCUGCCGGAGGCAGGGAGCGAGAAGAAAGGAGUCCGGAAAGCUAUCAAUGCAGUCGCAGCUGGCGGGGAACGACCGGGGACGCCUGGUGCCUUUCAAGCUUCUCAAUUCUUCCGCGGCCUGGCACCAGCGAUGCAGCAGAAGGCCUGCUUCGUUGGAUGCUUCUGCUCGGGCUUCAUAACGGGCUCAGCUGCAGCUCUGCCUGAGUAUCGGAAAGUUCUUCAAAGUCAGCGAGUUCGUGCGCAGGGGACUUCGACCGUUCUAGCGGUGAUGAGGUCAGCAGGCCUCCGUAACGCCAUCUUCGACUCCAUCUUCUUUGGUGCCCAACACAUGCUGAGUUCACAUUUGUCCAGUGGACCAAGCUACGCAUGUGCUGCCGCUCUUGCCGUAACCUUAGAUUACUCGGUAGACGUCGUCGUGAAGCGUAUGAUGGUUGUUCCACCACAGCAGGCUCUACGUUUGAGUGCCAAAGCCGUAGAGUUCUCUGUCAGUUAUUUCAUUACAGGAACUGUUGGGGUGAGUGUUGCUGCAUCCCUUCAGCAGCUCUACGUGCUCGCCCAGGAAGUGGGAUAUGUUAAGACAGAAAGGGAACUUCCCGUGGCUGCGUCAAAAGCCAUGUCGUAUGCCAUCGGUGGGGCGACCUCCCGUGCCGAGGCGGCGGGCGGCCGCAGGCUGAACCGCCACACACUCAAGGCGACGGGAAGUGCUGGUGGCUCCACGCCUCUUUCCCUUGGCACGGCCAAAGCCAAGGCGAAGGUGCAAGCACCUGCGAAGGAGGAAGAGGAUUCAGGAAGCUGGGUCCUUCCAAGCGUGGACAAGGACAUCUCAGAGUACUACACUGGUCGGGCUCCUUGCUAUGCAUGGGUUCAGACCAGUGAAACGCUUUAUCUCUUCACUCCUCUUCGGAAUCCUCAGGAGGCAACUACCGAUGAGGAGAAAGAGCCAGCCAAUGUGCAACUGGACCUGACAAACGAAGGAAAGACCCUCAGGCUUAUGGUGGAGGGGAAUGCGAUCUUGGACGGGAGUCUGGCCCAUGCGAUCAAGCCGGGAGAUGAAAUCUGGAUGAUUGAGGAAGCGCCCGACGGCCGGGACUUCGUGGUGGUCGAACUCGACAAGCUGGUUCCGGGCAUCAAUUGGUCUUCCGUCCUGGAGCCGCAGGUAGACGUCCUGGGGCCGUACUCGCAUCCAGUUGUGAAGAUGCCGGACAUCCUGACAGAAGAGGAGGAGAGUCUCGUUGCCGAGACCUUGCAGCACCUGCGGCGGACGAAGAGAACACUUCAGCCGGUGGAAGGCCGUGCGGCCGCUCGUGGAGAUGUUAUAUCCGUUGACAUGCAGGGCUACGAGAUGAAGGAGGAUGGUUCCCGGGGCAAUGAGUUGGACGUCGGAUCAGCGAAGGGCCUGGAGCUGGAGCUGGGAGCGAGCACCUUCUCCGCCGAGGUGGAGCGGAGUCUCGAAGGCAUUGCCAUGGGGGAAACGCGCGACGUGCAGGUUACCCUCGGCCAGCGUGCAGGUGGCAUGGGAGGGCAGCAGAUAAUUUGCGCCGUGACAUGCCAAGGCAUCCAGGAGCAGCUGCUUCCGGAGCUUAAUGACGAGUUUGCCAAGGAGAUCAAGCGUGAGGAGCAGUUCAAGCAGGCUGGCACCAUGGAGGGCAUUCCCGAAGAGGAAGAAGGCGUUGCGAAGAACUUCUCGAUUGCCGAUCUGCGGGCAGAGAUUGGGCGAGAGGUCAGACAGGUUGCCCAGACACAGUCCAACGACGUUGUCGACACACAGCUGCGGGCACACCUGCGCCAAACAGUGCAGGUCACGUGCCACUGGGCAGACUUGGGGUCUCAGGAAGCCACUGCAGAGGAGGAGCUCGCAGUUGCAGCUCGCUUCGUCGCUGAGAAGGAGGGGCUCAUGCAGAAGAUCGACAUGGAUGAUGUGGAGCGGAAAACGUGGAGCAAGUUGGGAGAGCCUGACGAGGGAGAGACCCUCAAGCAAGUUGGCAAAGAUCCACCACGAGAAUACCAGGACGCAAACCGAGAGAUUCUCCGUGGCCGUAUUCGGGAUGAGGUUCUGUCUUGGCUCCGGUACCAGAUGGAGGUCGUUGAAGCUGGAGAAAGUUAG
Symbiodinium necroappetens is the source of this 4122-nucleotide messenger RNA. The record is from the annotation of a GenBank genome assembly. Lineage: Eukaryota; Dinophyceae; Suessiales; Symbiodiniaceae.